AGCUGACAACAGCACUUUAUCAAGUAUCCAGUUAAAAUUGGAUCUUCCUGGUUUUGAAGGAUAUUUACCUACUUAUUGGCCCGGACAACACAUUACUGGUGAGAUCAAGCUGGAUUUGAAGCAAGCAAUGACACUCACACAUUUGCGAAUAGCACUCUUUGGUAAUGUUCAGGUAUACGGGAGCCGUCCUGGACAACCUAUUAAUAACGGCCUUUUCGAUUAUUCAAAAAAUGUUCAGCUAAUAAAUACUGGUAUACGAGUGAUGAAGAAGGCAUCCCCACCAAAAAACGGCAAUGCUACAACUUUAGGAAGAGAUCUUAUCAAUGGACAACAACAAACAGAUGAUGUUGAAUCACAAUUGUACAAAAGUAUCAUUUCCAACCACACAGAAACUGAUGAAUCCGAAGCUUUUCAAAGUUUGAUAAGCUCUAAUGCAAAUUCACAUAAAGAAUACAAGUUUAAAUCUCUUGAUAUAAACAGCAACCAUAAGAAAAAACAGCGGAAGAAAACACCAGAAGAUCGACAUAUAGAAUUCUUAAUAAGAAAGAUAGCUGCAAUUACGCAUAAUGAGAACAACAAAAGCAACGGCAUUUUGGACAAUUUCAUUCGAGUGCCAGACACUGAGCAAUUGAGACAACACGUUGCAGAUAAAUCCAGGAACAAUUUCGAAUUGGAUGCCAAUACAUAUAAGAUCCGCUUUUCUCUACGCGUACCAACGUCGUAUCGAUUAGCUGGUAGCUUUGAUCAUCCACACUACCCAAUUUGCCAUCGUAUUGUCGCUUUAAUGAAAUGUAAACCUCUUAGUGAAGAACAGAAGCAGCAAAAAGAACUGACUUAUUACUCUACCGUCAAGAUAUCCCUUGAAUCCCAUGUAAACAUGCAUUCCGCUGAAUACCAGAAGUGCGUACAAACUGAAGUUGUCUAUCAGCACAUGAAUAGCCGUUCCUUAUUUUACAACUAUAUGCUUUCUUCUUCAAGCACUCUGUCUUCCUGGGUGCAAAGGCUACUUCAUUCAAAUCAAAAAAGGACACCAAUUGAGUCUCAAGAAACAUCGCCUUCAAGAAUAUUUUUAUCGUCUUAUUUGCGAGCUUAUGCCGAAAUACACCAACAAGUGUUCCUACGCUCGCAAUUCAUACCGCUUCAAAUAAAACUUGAUAACCAUACCCAACCCCACUUCAGUAUUACAGUCAUCAAAAUUACAAUCGAUUUUUUACGCCGUAUUUUCAUGACAUGUAGUCUCAGUGAAGAAGUAGAGAAGAAAUUGAUCACAUCCAAGUGCGUGGAGUUCUCUUUGGGAACAACGAGGAAUGAUGCAGAGGCUGCUGCUUCUUUCUCGCAUUUGUUUGAACCUGACACACGACACUGCUUCGAUUUAUCUAAGGUAUUGAAAAUUCCAGAAGACUGUUCUUGCACAAUAGCACCAGAAACUACAAAACAGGUGUACGGCUUGGGUUAUGACCUUGAAAUUAGGAUAGAAGUGAGUGGCGUGUUAACCGAAGCAGUAUGGCAAUCUAAGUCAGCUAAUUUGAAGAAAGAUAUAGCAGCAACAGAAAGAAUAUAUGUAGCAACAGACAAGCAGAUAACAACCCAUCCGGAAUUUAAGCCUUAUACACCGUAUUGUGAGCCUUAUUAUCACAAAUUGAAGAAAUAUACAUUGCAACUUAGGCCUUUGAAUGUUGCAGUAGCAAAUUCAACAUGUUAAGAAAUUAAUAAAUCAUUAGCAUUUUCGGUUUCGAGCUUGGCAAUACGGUAAAAUGGAGGGAGGUUACACCUUUCAUGUUCGCA
This is a messenger RNA of Mycotypha africana, 1785 nucleotides long. RefSeq lists its product as uncharacterized. The transcript has a single exon. Bases 128 to 1702 code for a protein of 524 amino acids. NCBI's taxonomy places the organism in Eukaryota, Fungi, Mucoromycota, Mucoromycetes, Mucorales, Mycotyphaceae. The record is from RefSeq and is a predicted model, not a curated record.